Messenger RNA from Scophthalmus maximus (turbot), 4319 nucleotides. It is a transcript of the gene prdm1b, whose product is annotated as PR domain containing 1b, with ZNF domain. Gene Ontology annotation, cellular component: cytoplasm; nucleus. Gene Ontology annotation, biological process: cell fate commitment; regulation of transcription by RNA polymerase II. Bases 719 to 2878 code for a protein of 719 amino acids. The transcript is spliced from 7 exons. NCBI's taxonomy places the organism in Eukaryota, Metazoa, Chordata, Actinopteri, Pleuronectiformes, Scophthalmidae. Gene Ontology annotation, molecular function: DNA-binding transcription repressor activity, RNA polymerase II-specific; RNA polymerase II cis-regulatory region sequence-specific DNA binding; histone deacetylase binding. The record is from RefSeq and is a predicted model, not a curated record.
GGUUAAAGACGUUCUACAGUGAGAUGUAGGUCAAGGAGAUACAGUGGCAGCAGAUUGCUCAUUAAGUGCCAAACCAAGCAAAAGUCUCCGAGUGUGUUUUUCAUUGGCAACAGGCCGGCCAUCUGCUCCCCCUUUAUUCGUUCAUUAGCAUGUCUUCUUUGUGUGCGCGUGGACGUGUGCAUGUAUCUGUGUGCGAGCAUUCAUCACAACAGCGCUCGCCGGCCAAUAAGUGUGCAACGUCACGGGUGUUGUUGUCCAAAGCCAACAGUUGUGUGUCAGAUGGCUCGGUCACGUGACCGCGGCGGCUCGCCAUUGGCCGGCGCGUUGAGCUAAAAGAGCUUGCCGCAAUCCGGGCUCGUGAGUUUUUCUCCGGUGACAGUGACUGCGAGGAGAGUGCGGAUACCCCAAAGGAUCUAACUGCGAGGAAUCCCCGAAGAAACCCGGGAGAAGGCGAACAGAGUAUAAAGGAGCGGAAGGAGACAAGAAAAACAAUUAAGGGAUGACAUAGCCAAAGAAAUGAGGAUCCUACAGCUGAAUGAAUGUGUGAAAAUCUCGUGCUUCAACCAAAACAACUGACAACACAAGGGGAGCUGUCCCGACCCAACCAAAGUACUUUUUUUUUAUGCCAAAGCAACUCCAACCAAACAGAACAAAAAAACCAAACUGAACAUCCCCGAAGCCUGAGCCCAGCACCUACGGCACAUUGCAUAUUGUCGAGAUGAAGCUGGAUAACGCGCCAGGAGACAUGAGCGGCUGGAGGGAGCUGGACUUCGCCCUCAACUGCACCUACAUUGUGCCCGACCAGGUGUCGGACCCCGGUUUCAGCCUGCCCAAAGCCAUGACCUCCGUCCCGCGCAAUCUCACCUUCGAGUACGGCGCAGACAAUGAGGUGACAGGCGUGUUCAGCAAGGAGUACAUCCCCCAGGGGACACGCUUUGGGCCCCUGCAAGGAGACAUCUACACCAAAGACAACGUACCCAAACAGGCCAACAGAAAAUACUUCUGGAGGAUCUACGGCGGUGGCCAGCUUCAGAACUUCCUCGAUGGCUACGACGUCCACAGGAGCAACUGGAUGCGCUACGUCAACCCGGCGCGCUCCAUGGCCGAGCAGAACCUGGUGGCGUGCCAGAACGGCCGCGACAUCUACUUCUACACCCUCCGGCCGGUGGAGCCCAACCAGGAGCUGCUGGUCUGGUACAGCCAGGAGUUCGCCCAGAGGCUGUGCAGCCAGCAGGACGACAUCAAGCAGAAAUACAUGGGUGCCGAUGACGACCAAGAGCCCGAGUACGCCAAGCACCUGCCUCGGCAGGCGUGGCUUCAAGAACGGACAAGGGAGGAGGUGAAAGAAGAGAGGGAUGAGGAGGGAGAGGAGAAGAUCGACGUGGAGAUGCUGGAGAGAGACACGCCGCCCGACACGCCCGACGAGCAGAUCAUGGACUUCAGCAAAAAGGUCGAGAAGGAGGAGAGGGGCGACAGCGAUCCACAGGACCGCGGGAUCAGUCACUCCCCUCGGACUGAACACAGAAAACCCAGCGUGGGCUUGAGUCACCCAUACUUAUCGGGACACCACCCAGUGCUCCCGUCCCCGCACCGAAAUCUCCCCCUCCAUCUCCACGGCCUCUACGGGCACAGGGAGGGGCUGGUGUCGUCUUACCCUCUUUACCAACAGCCCAGACCCCUCCAGCCCCCCUACCCGCUUCUGCCGCCCUACGGGCCGCACUAUCCUCGCCUCCUCCUCCCCUCGUACUCCCCUCCCUUUGCAGGAAUGCUGCCCUCAAGAGGACCCCUCCGAUACAGCAACUACCUGGGCACAGAUGGACUCCCGUACCCCCCCAUCGGCUCGCCGAAUCUACUUCCGGUGUCCCUCCCCUACCCACCGUCUCCGCAGGGAGGUCUGAAAGAACUGACGCCCAAUGUGUCCCCACCGCGGGGCGCCCCGGCCACACCAGAGCUCUCCCCUCUCCCCAAGCUCGACAGCCAGCAUCAGACCGCUGAGCAGUCGCCCACUGGCUGCGAGGAGGCCAUGAACCUAAGCCUGGCUAUGACCAAAGGCAACACGGCGCCACGCAACGGCCCGGGCCACAAAUCGCUGCCCUACCCGCUGAAGAAGCAGAACGGAAAGAUCAAGUACGAGUGUAACAUCUGCUCAAAGACUUUCGGACAACUGUCAAAUCUCAAGGUCCACCUCCGAGUGCACAGUGGCGAGAGGCCGUUCCAGUGUAACUUGUGCAAGAAGAGCUUCACUCAGCUGGCCCACCUCCAGAAACAUCACCUGGUCCACACGGGGGAGAAACCACACGAAUGCCAGGUGUGUCACAAACGCUUCAGCAGCACCAGCAACUUGAAAACGCACCUGCGUCUCCACUCCGGAGAAAAACCCUACCAGUGCAAGCUGUGCAGCACCAAGUUCACCCAGUACAUCCACCUCAAACUGCACCGACGCCUCCACAGCAGCCGCGACCGGCCCUACCGCUGCCAGCUGUGCGCCCAGACCUUCUUCCACCGCUUCUCCCUCCGCGUCCACCAGCGCGGCGGCUGCCUGGCCGGCGCUCCCGCCGGCGUGCACGUGAAAGAGAUGGUGGAGCGGUUCGACGCCAGCCAGGAGGCCGACGCGCUCAUAGAGACGGCGACUGCGCCGCAGGUGGAGGAGGCCGUGGAGCGUUGGUUGGCUCGCACCCUGGAAGGCGAGGGCAAGGAGGAUCAGACGGAGGCCACCGUGCUGCUGAAGGCUCUGACGGCGGCAAUUAACGCACCGGCAAUGCCCUUGGCCCAGGCGGCUGCGCCGGCGUCCCAUCACAGCCCGCCGCUGGCCUACCCGGAGAGGGCCAGCGUCGUCCACCUCCACAAGCGGCCGACGGUGAAGACGGAGGGACAGUGAGAAAGGAAUUGCGGAGGGGAGAAAAAGGGAUAAAGAUGAACAUGCAGCGUAUCAUGAAACAAAGAAAAACAGAUGUCGCCAAAUAAAACGCCCUAUUUUUGCCCAUGAGGGGCAGAGCCGGGGAACACGCACUGUCACAAUCCACCGAGCGCAACACCAAAAGAAGAGCAAUCCAAAGACUGGGCGAUGGGGAUUCAGCGAUUGUAUUUCCUCCCACAACCUCAGUUUAGAAAAAGAAAGGAGGGAGGCGCUGUCAAGCUGUGAAGUAUUUAAAACUCUUUUCACUCAGGUAGAGAAGUGUUUGCUUUUUGUGCUUUAACUUAUUACUUUUUAUUUUUUUUUUAAUCUUUAUUCGAGUCAUCUCUAUUUAUUUAGUUUCGUCAUAGUUUGUUUUUCGCUCGUUAGCGUUUUUUUCUUCUUCUUCUUUUCUACGUUGACAUUUCCGCGGGGGAGAUUGGAUCUCCAGGGGGAAACACCCCACAAACGGACUCAGGAACAAAGACACGUGGAGGAGUCGUCACUUGUCACAUUGUGUGUUGUUGUUAUUACUUUUGUGCGAGGGUGUGUUUGAGCUUCUGGAUGCGUGUGUACAGUGAGUGGGAGUGUGUGUGUGUGUGUGUGUGUGUGAGAAGACGGAGCACAGUGAAAGCACAAACCAACUUCCUGCUCCUCAACUGUUUUUAUUUAUUUAUGAUUUAUUUUUAUUUUUUUUGUGUGUGUAAAAAGGGGGAAAAAAAAUCUGUUAUCUUGAAAACUGUUGACGGAUAUAAGCGAUUGCCAAAAUUACAAUGAAAGAACAUGAAUGUGUAGCAGGAUUUUUGUUUUUAAGGAAAACGAUUCAGCAUUAUUCAUAACAUCCUGUCAGGGUUUAGCCAGAAAUGUCACACGGCUAAUUUAGCGAAACCAAAUGCCACGGAGAGAAUCCCGUGAAGAAAAGGGCUUUUAUUCUUUAUUCUUAACUUAAAUCCAAAAACCUCCGAGUGUGUUGCUAUGUAGCUUUUUACCAGGCGGAAAAGGAUUCAGAUAUUUCUUACAUACACAGCUUUACUGUACACGUGUGUAAAGUUCAUCCAAAUGUCAUUCUUGAGACAUCGGUACCUCGUUUUCAGCACUGAACGUUAACAUUUUUGUCACUUAGCACUGGAAUAAAAAUGCAACUAGAUCUGUCUGCUUUUGGUCUUUCCUAAAAAAAAAUGUAAUAAAAGAAAGCAGGGAGCAGGAACUGUUCGUGAAAAAGUUUACAACUGAGUCAGUAAUAUCUUUCUACCAUUUUGUAGUGUUCUUUCCUUUUUAUACGACAUGUUUCUAUAUGUAGUUUAUUUUUUUUCCUUUCCGAAAGAAAUAACAGGUUAUGAGAUGUUGAGAAUUUAUACGUGAGAGACUAUUUUGAUGAUACUUUUAUAUUUACGUGAUGUAGCAUAUUAAAGAUAUUCUUUCUAUA